This is a messenger RNA of Lottia gigantea (owl limpet), 2562 nucleotides long. RefSeq lists its product as hypothetical. Gene Ontology annotation, biological process: cell migration; regulation of Arp2/3 complex-mediated actin nucleation. The annotation marks the transcript as partial. The transcript is spliced from 24 exons. Gene Ontology annotation, cellular component: plasma membrane; lamellipodium. The record is from RefSeq and is a predicted model, not a curated record. Gene Ontology annotation, molecular function: protein binding. Lineage: Eukaryota; Metazoa; Mollusca; Gastropoda; Lottiidae.
GACAGCAUCCGAGAUGUAAUGGAUCGAAGGAUUAAACUUGGAAUUAAAAGACUUGUGAAACAGGAAAUAAGGAAUGAUAAGACAGAUAAUAGAGUGUUGGCGUUUUCUCCAUGUCGAUUGUUUGUUUUAGCAGCUAAAGUGCCUUCAAAGCUAGAACAUACCUUUCACUAUUUAGAUAUUCAAGCAAUAGAAAGUAAAAAACCAAAUCAGUUACAAAUUACAGUAGAAGGAAAGACCUAUUCAUUUUUAUCACAAGAGGCUGAGACAGAUGAAAUUAAUCAUAUGAUUAUACAUAUUGGUGUUUCACUUAAAAAUAUCUUUCCUUCCUUCCCUCUAGAAAGAUUAAUUGUAAAGAUAGAUGUACAGCCAGUAGAACGUAUAAAGACAAUGUAUGAUAUGAUAAAGGAUAUAGAGAGUAAAGAACUGGGACCAUGUGGAGGGUUCACAAUGAUGUAUGCUUGUAUGUGUGAUUACCAUUCUCUACCAUACAGAGAAGAAGUAGCCUGGGAUGUUGACACUAUAUAUUUAUCUCAAGAUUCUCGUGAACUUUGUCUCCGUGAUUUCGAUCAUCUCAAUUCUAAAGAUCUAGUUCCUAUUAUUGCUGCAUUAGAACAUAAUUCUUGGUUUACUAAGUUUAAUGCUAAUAAUGUUAAAUUGUCAGCUGAAUGUUGUAAUGAAAUAUUAAAAGUGAUGAGACGGAAUGCUGUAAUAGAAAAUCUCAGUCUCAGUAAUACAGCUAUAACUAAAGAUUAUGUACAGAAAUUAUCAACAGCUAUAUUAUCUAACUCUGGUACUCAGUUAUCAAAAUUAGAUCUUUCUAACAAUUUACUAGAUGAUAGGGGACUUCACCAUCUAGUUGGUACUCUCAGUAAUCUGUCUAAAGGUUUAACAUCGUUAAAUUUAUCAAAAACUAAUAUAUCAACGAAAGGUAUUAACAAAAUAGCGGAGAUAAUGUCCCAGAGUUCCACGAUAUCGUCAACGUUACAGACGUUAAUAUUAGCUGAUAAUAGUAUUAAACCAGAUGAUUUAACAUUUUUAUACACGUUUUUAGCUCGACCUAAUUCUAUCAACUAUCUAGAUCUUUCUAACACAGACUGCUCUAUGGAUAUGUUAUGUGGAGCAUUAUUAAGAGGAUGUACCCAACAGUUAACACAUCUUAAAUUACCUGGGGUAGUGUUCACUCAUAAAAAAUCUAAAGAUCUGGUCAUACCUCAGACAUGGAAACAGUUUUUUAACAGUGUGGCUGUUUUAGAACAUAUAGAUUUAUCUAAUACCAAACUUCCACCUGAACCUCUCAAAGAGAUGUUGUUGGGUAUCAAUGCUAACAGACAUAUAAACAAUGUACAUCUAGAUCUAUCUAAUAACGAGCUCCAGUCUCAGGGCAGUCAGAAUAUAGCUGUUACUAUUAAUAAUAUUGAUAAUAUUACUAGCUUGGAUCUCUCCAACAAUGGAUUUGACCAAGAACUAAGCCAUCUACUUCCAGAAAUAGCUCAGAAUCGUUCUCUACGUCAUUUAGCCAUUGGUCGAAAUUUCUCAGGCAUCAAACAAAAAUAUCAGCUACGUAUAUUAGACCAUGUUGUACAGUUAAUACAAGAUGAUGAUUCGGCCUUACAGUCUCUAUCACUAGCUGAUUCUAAACUAAAAGCUGAUACAGCGUAUGUUGUUAACUCUCUAGGUAGUAAUAGUUCACUAAGAGAAAUAGAUUUAAGUGGGAAUCUAAUGGGUGAUAUUGGAGCUAGAAUGUUAGCUAAAGCCUUACAAAUUAAUACUCAUAUGCAAACCAUAUUAUGGGAUAGAAAUAAUACGACAGCUCAGGGAUUUGAAGAUAUAGCAGAUGCUUUAGAGAAAAAUUAUACGUUAAAGAAGAUGCCUUUCCCAGUAAAUGAUGCAGCAUUGGCCAUGAAAUCAGAACCAGCGAGAACAGAGACAGCCUUACAGAAGAUUGAAUCAUUGUUACAGAGAAAUCACAACCCACGUAAAUUCUCUAACGACCAGGCCUACAGACUACAACAAGGUUUUCUUAUUAGCUCUACCCAACAGAUGGUGGAUAGACUGGUUGUUCAAGUACAAGAUACUAUCAACGCCUUGAAUUUCGGCCCUAACGAAGCGUUUAAACCAGAUAUAGAAGAAGCUAAUCAGGUUGUUCAAGAUGCUGAUAAUUCUAAACAGUUGUUACCAAGGUUACAAGAAAUAGCGAUCAAGUCUCAAGGUUCUGGGAAUCCUGUAGAACAUUCUCUACAACAAAUAGCAGAUGAACUACGACAAGUCAUGGACAAACAAAUGAAGAAAAGUGUGGAGGACAUGUUGAAAUGUACAAGUUCCCACUGUUCAGCUGUCAUGUCAGAUAAAACAUUCCAAUGUGAGCUACAAGAGGGGUGUGAUUCGAAAAGUUCUAUAUCUAAAGAUUUCACCAAACAUAUGUUAGAUGGUGUAGGGAAUGAUGUUUAUAAUAAACUAAGUGAAUUAAACCUGGCAGUAGCAGCUCAUAUAUCAGACAGUGUUAUAGAUCAGGUUAUAGACGUACUAUCUAAAUCACAUCGUACUCUGGUAGGUUUUAUUUCA